This is a messenger RNA of Aureobasidium melanogenum CBS 110374, 324 nucleotides long. RefSeq lists its product as uncharacterized. The transcript has 3 exons. The record is from RefSeq and is a predicted model, not a curated record. Gene Ontology annotation, cellular component: mitochondrion. Lineage: Eukaryota; Fungi; Ascomycota; Dothideomycetes; Dothideales; Saccotheciaceae. The coding region runs from base 1 to 324 and encodes 107 amino acids.
AUGGCAGUCGCAAGAACACUAGCUCUCAGGCUCAUGGAGACCCAAUGCGCCAUCUUCAACACCACCUACAACCCCUCCGCCCUCCGCACCGGCAACAGUGUUUUGCGCCAACGCCUGCGCGGUCCCGCAAUGGCUGCCUACUACCCCCGCCGCGUAGCCAGAUUCGCCGACCUGCAAAAGGCAUACCCUGGAUUCGAGACCUAUGACGACUUUGAAGAAGACCGUGUCGAGCACGUCCAGAUUUCCAAGUCGAGAGGAAAGGGUGCUCCUAAGAAGAAGAGGACGGCUGCUGAAUCCAAGAAGUUCGGCAAGAAGAAGAGGUAA